AUGUCGCGCCUCGGCGCAACCUCAGGCCAGAGCGGCGCGGCGACUCCAACCUCAGGGGCAGCGACGCCCGUAACUACCGACCUGUAUCGCCCCCUGGCGGCACAGAUCCAGCGCACAGUCAACCCCGCCGGUUCAUCUACGCCCUCCCUCGCCUCUCUCCUCGGUCUCGGCGUGACGACAUACAGUGCCCGACUGAGCGGCAAGAACCUCCUCCUAACUGACAUUCCCAGCACGGGCACGACACUCGUGACUGGACGCAAGAAGAAUAAGGGCGACCCGAAGGCGCUGGCUGAGACCAAGGCGGCGCUGGCUGCGGCCGUGGCAGGAAAGCGGAGGCGGGGUCUCGGGAGUGUAAGGAAGGCGCGCGCGGUCACGGGCAACGAGACGCGAAUUGAAUAUGCCCUCCUCCUCCCGCUUCACUACCUCCACUGCCGGUACAUGGCCCAGCUGCUCCCCCUCCCUCCUUGCCCCACUACACGUCCAAUCCCCACCCCCGAAGCGCCGGCGAGCCUCGGGCCAUCCCUACUGCCCGGCCUCAGUCCUGAAGGACUGCAGAGCAAGCUCGUCAAGGCCGACCUGACGGGUGCCAAGCUGCGCGUCCGCGCCGCGCGCAACGCCUCCCUCACGGGCGUCAGUGGACUUGUGAUCGAGGAGACGGCCGGCAGCUUCAGGCUGCUUGAUCAGGAUGGGCGGGUUCGCGUCGUUCCCAAGGACGGUGCGCAGUUCGCCAUCUCGUUCCCAGUGUACACGCCGCCGGAGGAGAGCGAAGAUGUGGUUGCGGACUAUGCGGCUUUCUGCGGGCAGUGUCCUGCUAUAGAGGUGGAUAUCCUCGGGUCGUCGUUUGUGUUCCGUUCUGGCGACCGUGCGGGGCGCAAGUUUAGGCCGGCGCAGGGCUGGGGCGGGAGCGGAUGGGCCGAGGAGUGGGUGCAAGGAGAGUGGUCGUUCCUCAACGGCCUCGGCGAGGCCAAACCGUACACCAGCAGAAGGGCGCGCAAGCGCGGCAAGUCACGCCGCAAGGAUCCACUGGUACAGGGAUCUCUUCAGGUGGUUUAG
Molecule: messenger RNA, 1053 nt
Organism: Cutaneotrichosporon cavernicola
Lineage: Eukaryota; Fungi; Basidiomycota; Tremellomycetes; Trichosporonales; Trichosporonaceae
Exons: 3
Coding region: 1-1053 (350 amino acids)
Biological process (GO): tRNA 5'-leader removal; rRNA processing
Cellular component (GO): ribonuclease MRP complex; ribonuclease P complex
Molecular function (GO): ribonuclease P RNA binding
Source: RefSeq, a predicted model, not a curated record